AAAAUUAAAAAAAAACAGUGCCCCAUUCAUUCAAACCUCAAAAGACGCAAAUUUUCGAGGAGAGAGAAAACAGCAAAAAGCCUCUCCUUUUCCUCAACAUCUCCACUUCUCCAUCUCACAAACACAAACAUUCCCCCACCAUCUUCAUCAAAAUCCCAGUUUUCCACCCCACAAAAAAUCAAUCAAACCCAGAAAAAAAUGGGCAAAGAUUUGAGCGAUGAUCAAGUAAGUUCCAUGAAAGAAGCAUUCACCCUUUUCGACACAGACAACGAUGGCAAAAUCGCACCAUCUGAGCUCGGAAUUCUGAUGCGUUCAUUGGGUGGAAAUCCAACACAAGCCCAGCUCAAAGAAAUCAUUUCCCAGGAAAAAUUAACAGCAGCUUUUGAUUUCAACAGGUUCUUAGAUCUAAUGUCUAAAUACCUCAAACCUGAACCUUUUGAUCGUCAACUUAGGGAUGCAUUCAAAGUGCUUGAUAAGGAGGGAACUGGGUUUGUUGCUGUUUCGGAUCUGAGGCAUAUUCUUACUAGUAUUGGUGAAAAACUUGAGCCUGCUGAGUUUGAUGAAUGGAUUCGUGAGGUUGAGGUUGGAUCUGAUGGUCGAAUUAAGUAUGAGGAUUUCAUCGCUAGGAUGGUUGCUAAAUGAGCUCUUUCUCUCUCAUUGGCGACCCUUGGAAUCUCUGGUUUCUGUUUUGUCGAAGGGGUGGCAAGCCUAUAUUUUCCUUGCCUUGUAUGGUUCUUGGACUCAAGUUCAAGUAGUGUGCUACCUCUAGCUUAUUUUCUCUCUUCUAAACAGUUAAAUUUUAGUUUAUUUUUCACCCUUUAUAUUGUUAAUUUAAGGUUUGUGUUUGGCUGACAAAUUGUGCUUGUAUUUGGAAGAAUCACGAUUUGUCUCUAAUUAUCAUUUGAUGAUGUUUCUCAUGUCCUUUGGCGAUCUACUUUAUAAUUAUCUUGUGUGUAGCCCUUGAUGUAAAAAGCCAAAAAAAAAAAAAAAAAAAAAAAAAAAAAAAAGCAUUUCAAACAUUGUUCGAUUGUCA
Messenger RNA from Chenopodium quinoa (quinoa), 1033 nucleotides. RefSeq names its product probable calcium-binding protein CML13. The record is from RefSeq and is a predicted model, not a curated record. Gene Ontology annotation, cellular component: myosin II complex. The transcript has 2 exons. Bases 199 to 642 code for a protein of 147 amino acids. Gene Ontology annotation, molecular function: calcium ion binding. Lineage: Eukaryota; Viridiplantae; Streptophyta; Magnoliopsida; Caryophyllales; Amaranthaceae.